This is a messenger RNA of Nasonia vitripennis (jewel wasp), 5042 nucleotides long. Its product is annotated as probable ATP-dependent RNA helicase DHX34. Gene Ontology annotation, biological process: nuclear-transcribed mRNA catabolic process, nonsense-mediated decay. The record is from RefSeq and is a predicted model, not a curated record. Gene Ontology annotation, molecular function: RNA binding; ATP binding. Gene Ontology annotation, cellular component: intracellular anatomical structure. Lineage: Eukaryota; Metazoa; Arthropoda; Insecta; Hymenoptera; Pteromalidae. The transcript has 16 exons. The coding region runs from base 1206 to 4964 and encodes 1252 amino acids.
UGGCGCUGGUGGUAGGUAUAUACUAGUGUGUACAGUACAGCGCUGAGUAUACCUAUACGGCGAAAAAAUACAAACAAAAAAAAGGAAGAAGGAUGGAUGGCGCUGCGGAGAGGAGCUUUUCACGAGAAAGAGAGAGAGAGAGAGAGAGAGAGAGAGGAGGUGAAGGUGCAGCAGCUGAUGGUGGUGUGUGGUGGACGGUCGAUGACGCGGUCACAUGUGUGUAUAUGAGGGAGACCGGUCAGUUGUCGUCCACCUGUGCAAUGUGUUUUGUUUUUAGAGGAGAUCGGUUGUUGUUUAUAGGAUGAAGGUUGUUUGGGAAUUUUUGAUGCGUCGUCUGAUCAUGCCGUCUGUUACUACUGAUCGAUGAGGAGUCGGCGGAAAGAUGUGAUUAUGAGACGACAGCCUCUUAUAUUAAAAUCCAUCAAAAGAAGCUGCGCAUUAAUAGCGCAAUCAAAUAUUGAUGUCGUCAGACUCGAGAAAAAAAUGUGAACAAUAUUCACCGGUGUGAAUAAGUAUUACGAAAAAACCAAUUCACAAUCUAGCAUGGAUAAUAAACUGCUGACCACCUUGAAGGCGCAAACAGGUGAAUCGCCAAGGACCUGCCGAAAAUCGCGAGGAAUCGUCAAUGACCGUCACCAUCAACCGCGUGUAGCACGUGGCGGGAUCCUAUGUACCUAUAUAUAUAUAUAUAUAUAUAGUUAUACAUCGUGCAGGAUGCUGUAACUUACUAUACUCCAGGAAAACACCUGCGCCGAGGAAUGUGCGCGGGAGGAGCUGGUGGUGACCGAAAUUUUUAUAUAGAAGAGAUCUAAAAUUGUUAUUCAAGUUUUACGAUAAGAGGUAAAAGGCAAAUUUUUCAAUUUUAAUCUAGUCAUUCGCAAGUCACUUUCUAUGCUCCGGAGAGCCUAAAAUAAGUUUAUUGUUGUUAAAAAUAAUAAACAAUUACUUGACAGUUAUAUUUUAAGGGUUUUUACUGAAUUACAUCACACAAAGCUGUACACUUUAGAGAUACUGAAGAGUUUGAACGUUUCUACGCGAUACUAGCGCCAUUACAUUUUUGUCAUUCCAUUUACGUUUUACGCCGGCGACGGCACAGUGUCAACACUGUCAAGUGCGUGUACUGCAUCAUGUAUAGGUAUGGGAUGUGUACAUGUUUACAUAUAGUAUGUUUUCACUAUUUGAGCAAAAAGUAAGUGUUGUGAAAUAUGAAGAAACGCAAGAGCAACAAAUCUCGACGUAACAAUGACGAUCAUCGCCGCUCUAAAAAAAGAAACAAAAAGCUUGAAUCUGAUUCUGAAAGCACAUCAUCUGAAUCUAAUGAUGAAUUUCAGAAGAAACCCAAGCAAAGAAAGCAUAAAUAUAGUUCUGGGGAAGAUUCAUCAGACAGUGAUAAGGAACAUUCAAAGAGAAAAAGUUUGGACUUAGAGAAACCUAAAAACUAUUUUGAUGAUGAUACCGUAGACAAUAUUGCGAAGAAUCGUAGACAUAGCCACGAUGAUGUAAGAAAACAUAAAGACAAAGACCAUCAUUCUAGUAGAAAUAAUGAAAGACAAAAAUAUGAUGAUCGAGAAGCUGGACCGUCAAGAGAACAUAGAUAUUCACAUUCUAGAAAACAUGAAAAGAGGAAAAAUGCACAAAGUUCUGAAGACGAAGAAGAUUCUGACUUCAGUUUUUUGAAGUAUAAAUAUGGCCUGAAUAGAGUUCUUUUAAGUCUUAAUUUGGUUCGAGAUUUGGAAGAAUUUUGGAUCUUUGUUAAAAAGUACGAGUUGAUGGAGAAAAAGAACCCAAAACAGAAAAAAAAUGCUUCAAGUAAUAUAAAUCAACUUGGGAUUCCAGAAGAUUAUGACAAAUUUCAUCGGUUAAAUUUUUCAAUCAAUUAUCGUACUAAAGAAUUAUUGCUAAGAGUUGAAGAAAGCAGGGAAUUAACAGAUGCAAGACUCAAAAAGUUCAAAGAUAUAGUCACAAUUUAUGUUGAUUUUAAGCAAAAAGAAAAAUUCCAAAAGUUGAAGAAAUUAAGAACAGAACAAGCAAAUUUGCCUGUUGCUCAAUACAGAGAUGAAAUAAUAGAAGCCGUUAAAACUGAAAGAGUUGUUAUUAUUGCUGGAGAUACAGGUUGUGGAAAAUCAACGCAAGUGCCUCAAUAUCUCUACACAGCUGGAUUUGGUCAAAUAGCUUGCACUCAACCUCGAAGAAUAGCGUGUAUAUCAUUGGCAAAGCGAGUGGCCUAUGAAACAUUAACGGAAAAUCAAAAUGAAGUUGGUUACCAAAUUAGGUUUGAGAAACAGAGAAAUAAAGAUACCAAAAUCACUUUUAUAACAGAAGGACUUCUUCUGAGACAAGUAUCUGGAGAAGCUGAACUUUCGCAAUAUGACGUUGUUGUUCUAGACGAAGUUCACGAACGUCACUUACAUGGAGACUUUUUACUUGGUAUUAUGAAAUGUCUUAUACACCAAAGAAGAGAUCUAAAAUUAGUUCUUAUGUCUGCAACAAUCAAUAUUGAGCUAUUUAGUAAUUAUUUUGCCAAUGAAGAUGUCAGAGUAAUUCAAGUUCCUGGAAGGCUGUAUCCCAUUCAGUUGAUUUACAAACCCGUACUUAUAGAAGACAAAUAUUCCAAAUCUGAAAGAUUUAAUCCUAGUCCAUACAUUCAAAUAAUGCAAAUAAUUGACAAAAAAUAUCCCAAAAAUGAAAGAGGAGAUCUACUUAUCUUUUUAAGUGGAAUUAGUGAAAUUACAGCAGUAGUAGAGGCUGCCAAGGAAUAUAGCCAAAAAGAAAACAACUGGAUAGUUUUACCUUUGCACAGUACACUGUCGAUUGCCGAUCAAGACAAGGUAUUUGGUUAUGCCCCAGAAGGGGUCAGAAAAUGCAUUGUAUCUACAAAUAUCGCUGAAACAUCGAUCACUAUAGAUGGAAUAAGAUUUGUGGCUGACAGUGGAAAAGUCAAAGAAAUGAGUUUUGAUCCAAUCUGUAAAAUGCAAAAACUAAAAGAGUUUUGGAUUAGUAAAGCUAGCGCAGAGCAACGAAAAGGAAGAGCUGGAAGAACAGGGCCAGGUGUCUGCUAUAGGCUUUACUCGGGAGAUGAUUAUUCAGCAUUUGAAAAAUAUUCAACACCAGAAUUACAAAGAGUUCCUCUGGAUUCUUCUUUGCUUCAAAUGAUUGCCAUGGGUUUACCAGAUCCACGCAAAUUCCCCUUCAUAGAACCUCCACCCGCAGAGAGUAUAGAAAAUUCGAUUUUGUCUUUAAAAGAACACGGUGCCUUAACGGAAAACGAAAAAUUGACAAACAUUGGAAAAACCCUUGCGAGACUUCCUGUUGAUAUAACGAUCGGAAAAAUGCUGAUUAUGGGCUCACUAUUUCAUCAAGUUGAACCUGUUUUAUCUCUGGCUGCUGCUCUAAGUGUUCAGAGCCCCUUUACAAAUAGAGCAUAUAGAGAUCUCGAUUGUGAAACAUCGAGGAAAAACUUGGAAUCUGAUCAUGGAGAUCCCAUAACUCUAUUAAAUGCUUACAAAGAAUGGCUGGAAAUAAAGCACGCAAAUAGCGCGGAAGUGCGUUCUGGAAGUAGUACCAGUAAAAAGUGGUGUAAGAGAAGAGGCCUGGAAGAACAAAGAUUUUACGAGAUGACCAAACUACGUACUCAAUUUAAAGAUUUACUUGAAGAUUGCAAGUUGCUGCACACAUCAGAUGUCAACUCUGAAAUGUCAAGUUCUGAGCGCAUAAUAAGACAUGGAGAACUAAAAUUACUCAGGUCGUUGAAAAGAUCGUACAAACAAAAUGAUACCAAUAAACGAAAGAAAUUGAAAAUCGACGAUGACAACAUAAGAAUAGAAGAUGACAAAGAGGAUGAGGAAAUCGAUAUCAAAGAUGUUGAAUUUAGAAUGAGAAAUGAUUUCUCUCAAGUCAGUAAUCUAGUCACAGCUUCAACAGCUUGUAGCUAUAAAGACUUGACUAUGCUCAAGCUGAUUUUAUGCAGUGGGCUUUACCCUCAAUUUGCAUCUGCAGAUGAAUUCAAUUAUUGCAAGACUGUGAGUGAGCAACUAUUUCAUACCAAAGUCAAGCCAUUUGUUGCACUGCAUCCCAUGAGCUUUUUUGGAACUCACCCACAAGUAUUACAAUUGGAAGAACCCGACAUUGUUUCUAUUCCAGGAUUUAAAUCAAAAACUCCUGUCAGCCCUAAGCAUCAGCUAUUAACAUAUUUAUCGUUGUUAGAAACUACAAAGCCAUACUUAGUAAACACGCUAAGGAUACCUGCAGCACAAACAUUACUUCUAUUUGCCCAAGAGAUUGAUACCAACUCAACAUUUACAACCCUUGCGUGCGACUCAUGGAUUGCCUUAGAUUUCCCUACUCCUGACAGUGGUGCACUUCUAUUAUUACAAGCAGCAAAAUUGCGCCAAAAAUGGGACCACUUGUUGAAUAUUCAACUGCAAGAUUCGUCGUCUUUAGAAAAUAAACUGGAAAAUAUCGAAGAAUUGGAGCACGAAUUGAGCAAAGGACUUGUAGACUUUAUGCACACAUCGGUACCAUAUACAGUAAAACGACUGUUGGCAGCCGAUUUGAAAAGGAUGUAUGUUGGUAGAGAAGAGAACUCUACCAUUUUAAUACCGAAUCCUUUUUCGAGCGACUACGAAUGUCAGCCUCAUGAACGAAAAGGCGGCGUCCGUGUUACCAAGCAAAUAACUUUCAAUUGCCUUGUAGAAAGCGAAUGGAGCGACAGAAUAUCAUGUGAGAUGCUCGAAAUAGAUUGGGAAUGUCACACUUGUAAUUUUAGAGGUGCUCUUCCGAGUAUCGAAAAACUGCAGCAUAUGAGUGUUUGUAAAAGGGAUAAUGCCUCUGAAAAAAAUAAAAGUUCUGCUCUACCUGUGUCGAAGAAGAAGAAUGCUAUAGCAUAUGAGUGUCCAGACUGCCAGAAAACAAUGUAUCUGCUGCCAACUGAAGUUUUGAAACAUAGAAAACAACACGAAACCUGAAUUUGCACUAGAUGGAAAAAUGUCGUACCGACAAAUUAUUUGUAUACUGUAAUAUAUUGUAAAUAUAUUUGUUGAAAU